This is a messenger RNA of Anopheles stephensi (Asian malaria mosquito), 2645 nucleotides long. RefSeq names its product fork head domain-containing protein FD3-like. The coding region runs from base 494 to 2359 and encodes 621 amino acids. Lineage: Eukaryota; Metazoa; Arthropoda; Insecta; Diptera; Culicidae. The transcript is spliced from 2 exons. Gene Ontology annotation, molecular function: RNA polymerase II cis-regulatory region sequence-specific DNA binding; DNA-binding transcription factor activity, RNA polymerase II-specific. The record is from RefSeq and is a predicted model, not a curated record. Gene Ontology annotation, biological process: anatomical structure morphogenesis; cell differentiation; regulation of transcription by RNA polymerase II.
UGCCGGUCACAGUCACGCGUCGAGUCGGUGGUCGGUGUUGUGUCGUUAUCUUCGGGCACGGCGUUAUUCCGGGAUAUCGAAAGGCAUGCCAGGCCAGGUGAUUUUCUUACGUUGGUGUUACUAACGGCAGUGGAAAUUUAGUGUGACUUUUGUCCUAAAGCUCAACGUACGAUUCUAACGGAAAUUUCUAGCGUGAAGCAAUCUAUUCCUUCAGUUCUUCGGUGUGAAGCGUGUGCAAAGUGAUGUGACCCAUGAAAACGGAUAUGAAACGAUGUUCUUCAAAUGUCCAGGAAAGGUGAAGUCGUGAUUGUGGUCUAAAACGAAGAAGUGUCCCGAAGACGAAUCGUUAAACCCCAUCAAGAUACAUCGAAAAGAAUUCUCAAGUGUUAAGUUAUAAACAAAAUGGAGUAAUUUUAAGCGAGUGAGAGUGUGCAAGUGAAGACGCUGAACCUAAGCAAUUGAUUUGAAUUCCAAGUCCCCAACCCAGAAUACGAUGCAUCCCGCAAUGGCGUCUCCACUAGACCUGCGACCGUCGGGAUUACUAUCGAUCAGUGCGUCACCUCCCGUGGGCAGCAGCUCUGCAAUGUUGAACGAUUCUUCCGGCCAAGCGCACCACUACCAUACCGGCGGCCAACAUCAUAACCACCACCAUCAUCAUCAUCAUCAUCCGACACAGGGCCAUCACAGCCAGGCUCCGUCGGGGAAUCGGACUAGUGGGGCUGCCAGUCGCAACCGUUCGCGAAGUAGCUCCAGUUCCGAAAAUGGAACGUCCGGUGGUGCUCAACAAACCCAACCCGAUUCGGACACCGGUGGGGCUGGUGGUGGAGAGGGUACCACGUCCGGAGGUGGAAAAUCCGGUAGCCAUCGAUCGCAGAGUCUUGUGAAGCCACCGUACUCCUACAUUGCGCUUAUCACGAUGGCAAUACUACAGUCGCCCCAGAAAAAGCUAACGCUUAGCGGUAUCUGCGAGUUUAUUAUGACACGGUUUCCAUACUACAAGGAAAAGUUCCCUGCCUGGCAAAACUCCAUCCGACAUAACCUCAGCCUGAACGAUUGUUUCAUCAAAAUUCCUCGCGAACCGGGUAACCCGGGCAAGGGCAACUUCUGGACGCUAGAUCCGCUCGCCGAGGACAUGUUCGACAAUGGUAGCUUCCUGCGGCGCCGGAAACGGUACAAGCGUACCACCCUUGCCCAGAGCAUGGGUUUCCCCGGUGUGUUUGCUCCAUUCGCACCGUUCUGGAUACGGAAACCGGUGCCGGUGAUACCGAUGCAUCAGUUCGGGCCGGCUCAUGCGGCGGCAUCCGCUUCGGUGGCGGGCUUUGGAGCGGACGGACCGGGUGGACCUCUGGCAGCGUUGGGACCAGGCCGUACCGGUGACUUCCUGCUCGACAGCAAGCUAAACCUGUUCGGUGCGGUCAAGAUGGAUGAUCUGAACGUGGCCAUGAUGGAGAACAGUGAUUUUCUGCAGCGAAACGUUGACAGUUUAAAGAUUUCGAGUGCUAUGAACAAGUUUUUCCACGGCUAUCAUCAGGGACAGGCGGGCGGCACUGGUGGACCGUUGAUAGAUCUGUACGAAGAUGGACCACCCCAUCCGGCCAGUCUCGGUGUACAUCCGGCGUGUAAUGGUGGGCUGGUGCGGGAAGCCAUUUCCUAUCCGUACGGAGGCCACAAGCUUUCUGCUCCGCGUAUGGGAGACCCGGAACCGAACGGUGGCGGCGACCGGAGAGGUGAUUAUGCGGAGGAAGAACACAUCUCGGCCGAUCUGGACCUAUCGAGCGACGAUCGAAUCGAUGUGGAGAGUGAAGAUGAUUAUAAAUCUCCGGCGGAUCGAGGUCCCGGGUCGCUUAGUUACCACGAGAUGCUUCUCAAUGGUCGUAAGGCGCUGCCAGUGGAAGUUCCUACAAACUCGCACCUGUCCGGUACAUCGGGAUCUCCACCACCCGCCGUUGAGGAAGUUCAUCCGGCACAACCUUCACCAACGAUCGAACCUACCGGGGACUACUCGCCGCACUGCAGUCCCUCGCGAACGGUUCGCGACUCGGACGAUUACUACAUCGAAGAGGACGAACAGUCGGACAAGGCAAGUAGCAGCGGAGGUUCCGUUGAAGAACCUCCUUCCAAAGAGCGUCACUUCUACACCGAGCUACAACCUUCGCUAAUCCCUACGGAACCGCUGCAUGGGAUACUUCCGCCUAGCAAUGGGCAUCCCGGAUCGGAUUCCGCUAGUCCCGGGUACGCCGAAACGACGAAACUGUUCGACGGCACCGAACCGUCCUUUGCGUCCCGCAAACGGAAGUACGGCAACACGAAGGGAUUCAGCAUAGAGAACCUGAUCGGGUGUAGUGUGGAGGAUAGAUGAAUGUAAGAACGCUGGUCCACCACGUCAGCCACGCCAAUGCCAAAGAAACCCCGUCUCCCAGUGCUUCGUUCCAUUUCCCCGUGUUCGUGUUCGUGUCUGUGCGUGUUUUGUGUACAUAGUUAAGUGGAACUGUAACUAUAUCUAGAUAUUUGUUCGGUUUUUUUAUGCUGUCUUAAGCUCAUAGGUAAUUUUUUAGAAAACGCCGAAUGUCCUACAGCAAACAGUCGAAAUCACGUUGUAAAUAAAAUUGCGGCACACGAUUUUAGUCCUUGCGGAGAGAACCUGA